Molecule: messenger RNA, 963 nt
Organism: Pararge aegeria (speckled wood butterfly)
Lineage: Eukaryota; Metazoa; Arthropoda; Insecta; Lepidoptera; Nymphalidae
Exons: 1
Coding region: 114-704 (196 amino acids)
Source: RefSeq, a predicted model, not a curated record
UCAUCCGAUAAUCAUUGUCUGUGAAGGCAAUUCAGUUUGCUUCACUUUUUGUAGUUACACAAAGGCUUCACAAUCAGUUUCAAUCAUGACGUUGUACCAGCUGCGCAUUUAAAAUGUUAUUCAUUCUCCUACUCGCUAUUCCGUGUAUAGCUUCUGUGGAAAAUGAGGAAACGAACGUGCCGAAGCCAUACGUUAUCUUACCGUUGCCCUUGGAUCUUCCAAAUAGAAACGAUCGAGCGGAACAAUGCUGGCUGAGGAUAGAGGACAUCGAGCUAACUGAAACCCUCGCAGUGUACUGCCAUAUAGCCGAAGCAUUCCUUCAUUAUUUCAUCCACGAAUACAACACUCGCAAGAUGAUUGAAGACAAAGUGGAUGUCAGUCUAUGGAAUGAGAAACCAAGGUCCAUAGAGGAUAUUCCGGUUCCUAGGGAUGAUGCGGAAGUGAGGACAGAUAAUGAGAACACCUUAAUAGACUGGAAAUGGACGACCAUAGAGGACCCAACGAUACACAGACGAUUCUACGUCACCAAGAAAGCUGAUUGUAGACUCAUCAUGUACAGUCGCGAUGGAAUGAGCAAUUAUCAAGUGGAGUGCGGCAAAGUUUUGUACUUUAUCAAUGUUCGUAUGAACAGCUGUGCAGUGUACAAAGGUAACGUUGAAAUAUUUGUUAUAGCAUUGUUUAUUUUACUGUUCAAUAGCUUAUAGACAGCCAUAUAUUUUUUAUUUAGUUCAGUUACAUUCGUUGGUGAUAAUAUUUUUAUAAGUAGGUAGGUAGGUAGUCACUUAGUGUUUGAGUAAAAAAAAUAUAUUUAUGUAAGUAGGUUUUAUACCAAAAAGAACCUAUCGAGUAUUAUAUUUUUGAUAUUUAAGGUUGCAAUGAAUUCUUUCACUUUUCAUUUUCAAAUUGUUAUUGUAGGCAUAUAUUGUGGCCUUUAUGUUUUUUUUUUCGUUUGCACAAUGUUAA